GACUUUGAUAUCUUCUGGUACUUUCUCUGUGAUCUGCUCUUGCCAUGGCAAGUAUGUGUCGACCUUCUUACGGUGCUCCUUGUGGAACACUCCUCCAGUUGCUUCAAUUUCUACUUUGCCAUCCAAGCUGGAAUGUUCGUAAAACAGCUUACAAUUCUGUUACAAAGAUCUUCCUCGCAACUUCACAGCUAGCCACUACACUUUUAGACGAGUUCUCGGAUUUUCUUUUCAUAACUGGGGACCAAAUUGUUUCUUCUAGAACCAGUGACGCAGAUAAUUUCGUGGAUCAUCAAGUUUCUUUCGUCCCUUCUGUAGAGGUUUUAGUGAAGGCUUUGAUUGUCAUUUCAUCGGCAGUAGUUACUGGACCUCCAAGCUCAUGGAUUGUUCGAGCCAUAUUCUGCUCGCAUCAUCCCAGCGUACUUGGUACUGGAAAAAGAAAAGAUGUUUGGAAGCAUCUACAAGAUCUUCCCGAUAAACUGUCUCAUGAUAUGCUCUCAGAGACUGACAUUAAGAGCUUUCAUACACCUGAGGCGAUGCUUUUAAGUGAGCAAGGUAUCUAUGUUGCUCAGACGAUUGGUGCCAAGUACACAAGCUGGAGCCGAUACUUACAUGGGACUGCUAAUCAUUCUCUAAAGAAAGGAUUGGCUGGUAGAGAAACUGCAAAUUUGGGGAGAAGGGACACUGCAAAGUUGACCAAGGGACACUACAAAGGAAAAACGGCAAAGGAAGAGUCACGGGAACUGAUGCUCAAAGAGGAGGCCUCAACACGGGAAAUUGUUCACAUGAUACAAAAAAGUCUUUCGUUGGUGCUUCAUGUCCUUGGGGAAAUUGGUCUUGCCAAUCCUGUGCUUUGCCACAGCCAGUUACCUUUUUUGUUCUUGCCAAGAUCCUUGGCUGCUCAGUUCCAGAAGUACUUGCAGCUUGUUUUACCGGCCAUUCUGGAUGGUUUUGCCGAUGAGAAUGAAUCUGUUCAUGAUGCAGCCCUGGGGGCUGGCCAUAUACUGAGUCUACUUGGACCAAUGGGUUUAAUGAGUCCUAAAACUCCUGAGCAGCAAGCGGCAGUAUAUUCCUUGUCCACCAUGAUGUCUCUUGCACCAGAGGUUACAUUCACAGUGUUUAAGAUGCAUCUACAAGACCUUCCAGAUCGACUGUCUCAUAAUAUGCUUUCAGAGACUGACAUUAAGAUCUUUCAUACACCUGAGGGAAUGCUUUUAAGUGAGCAAGGUAUCUAUGUUGCUCAGACGAUUGGUGCCAAGUACACAAAGCAGGAGCCGAGUUUUAAUCCAGGAAGGCAAGGAAUAACCUUAGCACUGCAAUCUGCUGCUGACAACAGAGGACCUUCCUGCUGUUAUGACCUUUUUGAUAUCCCGCGCACUGGUAUUUCUUCUCAUCUUGCUGAUCCCAACACAUAUGUUCGUGGAAAGAGGAUCAAUGCUGGUAUCAUGAUUAUUGAUAAGCAUGGCAAAGAAAACGCAUCUGAUGAAGAGGAAUAUGACCUGGAUGAUCCUAAAGUCCAUAAUGUUGUGGAAAAGCUGUUGGAGGUGUUGAACACACCAUCAGAAUCUGUGAAACGAGCAGUCUCAACAUGCCCUUCUCCACUUGUGCUAUCAAAGCAAGAGGAUGCCCCUGCCAUUUUUUUGAGGCUCUUGGAUAAGCUAAUGAAGAGUGAUAAAUAUGGUGAGCGUAGAGGAGCAGCUUUUGGUCUUGCGGGAGUAGUUAUGGGCUUUGGAAUUUCUAGCUUGAAGAAAUAUGGUCUUAUAGUCACUUUGCAAGAAGCACUUAAAUUGACAGAUGAACCUGGUAAACAAGUGUGUAGCGCAAUCAAGCUUAAGAAUACUAGCAAAUCUCAUACUGCAUUCAAGUUUGAUGAGCAAAAGGAUCAAGUAGCAGUGGAGCAGGCAUUGGAGAAAAUGAAUCGUCAAUUGGAUGAAGCUGAAGCUGCAGUUGAAGCAAGAAAGAAGCCUCCCCCAGAGACAGGGCCUCGAGUGGUCGGGGAGGGUCUUGUCAUAGACGAAUGGGUUCUUGUGGAUCCAAUUCCCGAGACUUCUAAUCAUUCUCUAAAGAAAGGAUUGGCUGGUAGAGAAACUACAAAUUUGGGGAGAAGGGACACUGCAAAGUUGACCAAGAAAGCUGAAAAAGGAAAAACGGCAAAGGAAGAGGCAAGGGAACUGAUGCUCAAAGAGGAGGCCUCAAAAAAGUCUUUCGUUGGGGAGAUGGGUCUUGCCAAUCCUGUGUUUUGUCACAGCCAGUUACCUUUUUGGUAUGCUACUUUUUUGGAUCCAUUGCUGCGAUCACCUAUUGUAAGUGCUGCAGCCUUUGAAAACUUGGAGAUGCUUGCAAGGUGUACAGUUCAGCCACUGUGUAACUGGGCUCUCGAAAUUUCAACUUCUCUGCGCUUGACCGCGAUUGAUGAACUUGAUGCUUCAUCUGAUUUUCGUCCAUCAAUUGACAAGAUUGGGAAAACAUAUGAGGACAACUAUAAAUGGUGUACCCAUACUGGAGCGAAUUUUACUGUCAUCAAAGCGGACAAACUUCAUAGUGAUGCGCUCUACGGAGUCUAUUCAAAAGAUGUUCAUGUCAGAAUGGCCUGCUUAAACGCUGUAAAGUGUAUUCCUGCUGUUUCCAAAUGCUCCCUUCCUCAGAAUGGAAUUGCCUUAGCACUGCAAUCUGCUGCUGAUGUAUUGACAACAAAGGACCUUCCUGCUGCUGAUCCCAACACAGAUGUUCAUGGAAAGAUCACCAAAUCUGGUAACAUGAUGAUUGAUAAGCAUGGCAAAGAAAACGUUUCAUUGUUGUUCCCCAUCUUUGAAAAUUAUUUAAAUAAAGAGGCAUCUGAUGAGGAGGAAUAUGACCUGGUUCGGGGUGUUGUUAUAUUCUCCGGAGCACUUAGCAAGAUGCUGCUCCUUAGAAAUAAGGUUCAGUUACUAAACUUGGGCCUUGAAGAUAAAGCAUGGAGAACAAAGCAAAGCAGUGUACAGCUCCUCGGUGCUAUGGCAUUUUCUGUUCCUCAGCAACUGUCUCAAUGCCUUCCUAGGGCUGUGCCAAAACUUACAGAGGUUUUGACUGAUACACAUCCAAAAGUCCAGUCAGCUGGGCAGUUAGCACUUCAGUAUGUCAUAAAGAACCCAGAGAUAUCAUCUCUUGUCCCCACUCUUCUAUUGGCCUUAACAGAUCCCAGUGAGUACACACGACAUUCUCUUGACAUCCUUCUUCAAACAGCAUUCGUUAAUUCUGUUGAUGGCCCCUCGCUUGCACUAUUGCCAAAGGAUAUGUUUCCUUACAUAGGAUUGCUCCUUCCUGAGGUUCUUGUGGAUCCAAUUCCCGAGGUACUUUCUGUUGCAGCAAGGGCUGUUGGGUCACUUAUUAGAGGAAUGGGAGAGGAUAAUUUCCCAGAUCUUGUUCCGUGGUUGUUUGAAACUCUAAAAUCUGAUAUAAGCAAUGUUGAAAGAUCUGGAGCUGCUCAGGGAUUAAGUGAGGUUAUAGCAGCUCUUGGGACAGAUUACUUUGAGAAUAUACUUCCUGACCUCAUUCGUCAUUGUUCUCAUCAAAAAGCAUCGGUCCGAGAUGGAUACCUUACGCUUUUCAAGUUCUUACCAAGAUCCUUGGGUGCUCAAUUCGAGAAGUACUUGCAGCUUGUCUUACCGGCCAUUCUGAAUGGUCUUGCCCAUGAGAAUGAAUCUGUUCGGGAUGCAGCCCUAGGGGCUGGCCAUGUACUGGUGGAGCACCAUGCUACAACGUCUCUACCUCUUAUUCGUCCAGUUGUGGAGGAUGGUAUUUUCAAUGCUAAUUGGCGUAUCCGUCAAAGUUUCGUUGAACUGCUUGGGGAUCUAUUGUUCAAGCUAGCAGGAAGAUCACUUGGAGAGCUGGUUAGGAAGCUUGGUGAAAGGGUGCUUCCUCUUAUCAUUCCAAAAUUAUCUAAGGGACUGACAGACCCAGAUGUUGACAAAAGACAAGAUGUAUGCAUUGGCCUGAAUGAAGUGAUGGCAACUGCUGGGAGGAGUCUGUUGCUGAGUUUCAUGGAUCAGCUCAUUCCCACAAUUCGGACGUCACUUUGUGAUAGCACUCUGUAUAAGAGUGCUGGAUUGCAAGCAAUGGAUGAGAUUAUCCCAACUCUUCUGGAAGCCUUAGAAGAUGAUGAAAUGUCUACUACUGCCUUGGAUGGACUUAAACAAAUUAUAAGUGUUAGGACAGCAGCUGUUCUUCCACACAUCUUGUCCAAGCUUGUCCAUCUUCCUCUCUCAUAUGUUGCUGGUGCUGGUUUUAACACGCAUCUCGGGACCAUACUUCCUAUUUUGCUCUCUGCAAUGGGAGAUGAAAACAAGGAAGUCCAAGAACUGGCACAAGAGGCCGCAGAGAGGGUGGUCCUUUUCAUUGAUGAAGAAGGAGUUGAGAAAUUCUCAAAGGAGUGUCUGAUAGUCAGAAGUUACGCAUAUCUGAUUGGUUACUUCUUCAAGAGUAGCAAGCUUUACUUAAUUGAUGAAGCUCCAAACAUGAUAUCUACCUUGAUUGUUAUGCUCAGUGAUUCUGAUUCAACAACUGUUACGGUUUCCUGGGAAACUUUGGCUAGGGUUAUUGGUUCAGUUCCAAAGGAAGUACUUCCUUCAUAUAUAAAACUUGUACGUGAUGUUGUAUCUACAGCUAGGGACCAAGAGCGCAUGAAGCGGAAGGAUGAUCUUAAAGUCCAUAAGAUUGUGGAAAAACUGUUGGAGGUGUUGAAUUCACCAUCAGAAUCUGUGCAACGUCUAUCGUCGUUUGUCUCUGAUGAUUUGUUAGAAGGAGGCCCCUGGCCUUUUUUCAGGCUCUUGGAUAAGCUAAUGGAGAGUGAUAAAUAUGGUGAGCGUAGAGAAGCAGCGUUUGGUGUUGAGAGAGUAGUUAUGGGCUUUGGAAUUUCUAGCUUGACGAAAUAUGGUCUUAUAGUUACUCCGCAAGAAGCACUUAUUGACAGUAUGUGUCGACCUUCUUGCGGUGCUCCUUGUGGAACACUCCUCCAGUUACUUCUCUUUCUAGUUUUCCAUCCAAGCUGGAAUGUUCGUAAAACAGUUUACAAUUUUGUUACGAAGAUCUUUCUCGCAACUUCACAGCUAGCCACUACUCUUUUAGACGAGUUCUCGGAUUUCCUUUCCAUAACUGGGGACCAGAUCGUUUCUUCUAGAACCAGAUGUGUUAGUGAAGGCUUUGAUUAUCAUUCAGUUGCUGGACCUUCUAGCUCAUGGAUUGUUCGUGCCAUAUUUUACUUGCAUCAUCCCAGCAUCGUUGGUACUAGAAAAAGAGAUGUUGUUUGGAAGAGAUUGCAAAAUUUUCUCAAACCCCGUGGUUAUGAUGUUGCUACUUUUUGUCUACCAAUAGAGAAAGUGUUUGCAAGGGAUGAUAUAGUAAUUUGGGUGCAAAAGAAGACUGGUGCACCAAUCAUUACACUUAAUUCAGUUGUUGAAGCUCAGAGAUUUCUGAACAAGUUUGAGGGUUCUGAACAUAACGAAUUCGUGAAAGCUGCAAAAUCAGAUGAUGAAAUCCAGUUUGUAGAAACAAGCGACAACGAUGUUGAGAAACUUCUUAUUCCUGACCUUAAAAGCAGUAAUGUGUUUAUUGGGAUGGUGAAAAUUGAGGCUGAAAGGUACACUGUAUAUGAUGGAUCUUACAAAAUGGAGAAGAUAUUGGAGUUUCUAGGCAGCAACAAGUUUCCGUUGAUUACAAAAUUGACUGAUACCAAUACUGUUUGGGUUUACUCUAGUCCUGUUAUGCUCUUCUCCAAGGCUGAUGAUUUUCAGAAACUUGCUCAGGCUCUUGAAGAUAUUGAGUUGUGUUCAGGACUCGCUCAUGGAGUUGUUUCACGCUACUAUAAGUCAGAGCCAGUUCCAUAUAAUAGUUCUAAUCAUUCUCUACGCCACUCUAGGAAAAAAAGAGAGCAGAAGAAGUAUAAAUCCUGCGAGGAAAAAGCCUUCAAUGCCUUCGCCUCAAAGAUUAAGGAGCCAGAGUCCACGAAAGAAGAACUAACUUGGCACCUCUGCAGUGACGCAGAUAAUCCCGUGGAUCAUCAAGCUCCUUUCGUCCCUUCUGUAGAGGUUUUAGUGAAGGCUUUGAUUGUCAUUUCAUCGGCAGCAGUUACUGGACCUCCAAGCUCAUGGAUUGUUCGAGCCAUAUUCUGCUCGCAUCAUCCCAGCGUAGUUGGUACUGGAACAAGAGAAGAUGUUUGGAAGAUCUUUCAAACACCGGAGGGGAUGAUUUUAAAUGAACAAGCUAUCUAUGUUGCUCAGACGAUUGGUGCCAAGUACACAAACCAGGAGCCGGCUAGAGAAGCUGCAAAUUCGGGGAGAAGGGACACUGCAAAGUUGGCCAAGAAAGCUGGAAGAGGCACGGGAACUGAUGCUCAAAGAGGAGGCCUCAACACGCUAAAAUGUUCACAGGAGAUGCCCUUGAGGAGAUGGGUCUUGCUAAUCAUGUGUUUUGUAACAGCUAGUUACCUUUUUGAGAGAAUUAUACACAGUCAGUGGCUGAAUCAGCAGAUGAUAUAUGGCCAUGGUCAUGAUUUGGGGACUGAUUAUUCAGGAAUCUUUAAAGCACUUUCUCAUAUAAAUCUCAAUAUUAAUUGGUCUUUACACUUUAUUUCUCUGUACAUCCGUGAUGCGACGUCUGGCGAGGAUGUCUUUGAUGCUGGUUGGAUGGGAAGGCAAGGAAUUGCCUUAGCACUGCAAUCUGCUGCUGACGUAUUGACAACAAAGGACCAUCCUGCUGUUAUGACCUUUUUGAUAUCCCGCGCACUGGCUGAUCCCAACACAUAUGUUCGUGGAAAGAUGAUCAAUGCUGGUAUCAUGAUUAUUGAUAAGCAUGGCAAAGAAAACGCAUCUGAUGAAGAGGAAUAUGACCUGGUUCGUGAGGGUGUUGUUAUAUUCACUGGAUCACUAGCAAAGCACUUGGCAAAAGAUGAUCCUAAAGUCCAUAAUGUUGUGGAAAAUCUGUUGGAGGUGUUGAACACACCAUCAGACUCUGUGCAACGAGCAGUCUUAACAUGCCUUUCUCCACUUGUGCUAUCAAAGCAAGCAAAACUCAGGGCGGGAGAUAUAGAAAUCAUUAGAGGAAGAUUCCUUUGCCUCAUAGACUAUGGAGUCAGAGUCCAAGAAGGAUAUCUUAGGAUUCUGAAGUUUCUCACCUCAAGCAACGACUCAAUGAAAAUAAUGUUCUAUGGAUACUGCGCUGCGCAAAUAGAAUUCGAGGAACAUCGGCAGCAUGAGCAGCUGCUUAAGAGAGAAAAUGAAUUCCUAAAUGAUAUCAACAUAACGCACGCUAAACAUAAGGCAGCAAGUGUAACAGGAGAGGCACUUGAACAACUCAAGAAAAAACUUGGUUUACUUGAAAGUGAAAUACGCCACUCUAGUUUAAAGGUUCCAUUAAAAGCUUCAAUCCCGAAGCUCGAAAAGAUAGUGGGUAGGUCUCCUUUCGAAGUUAAUGGACAGUGCUUCUAUUUUUCUUCUAUUGGCCUGAAGUCUGACUCUUCUUUUGUUGAUUCCGCUGAAGGCAAAUCUAGUAGUUUUCCACUUAUUUUGCAGUUCAGGGAAGGAAGGAACUUAACAAACCGAGGAAAGGCUUCAAAAGGCUCUAACCUGAGUGAACUCUAUGGCUCACUGACCGCCGUUAAGGGAUUUCGGGCUAAAAAGGUAACAACUUUGUAUUUAAACCUCUACAUAGUAAUAGCUAGCGUUACUUUAGUCGUUGUCUUGUUGUUCCUCUGAAGUAUAUUCAGUCAAUGUAUUUCAGUCAUUUUUGGAUAGUAAGUGUUGAAGAUAUCAGAGUUGCUUCAACUUAAUUUUUCAGAUUCACGAGAAUGGGGAAGUUUUCUUUCGAUAGAACUAUAGGAAAAAGGAUUUUAUAAGUAUGUGAUACUAAAAUGAAACUUCUCCUGUCUU
Arabidopsis arenosa is the source of this 7898-nucleotide messenger RNA. The record is from the annotation of a GenBank genome assembly. NCBI's taxonomy places the organism in Eukaryota, Viridiplantae, Streptophyta, Magnoliopsida, Brassicales, Brassicaceae.